This is a messenger RNA of Felis catus (domestic cat), 4833 nucleotides long. RefSeq names its product matrix metallopeptidase 27 (gene MMP27). Gene Ontology annotation, cellular component: extracellular matrix. Bases 2997 to 4529 code for a protein of 510 amino acids. The record is from RefSeq and is a predicted model, not a curated record. The transcript is spliced from 10 exons. NCBI's taxonomy places the organism in Eukaryota, Metazoa, Chordata, Mammalia, Carnivora, Felidae. Gene Ontology annotation, molecular function: metalloendopeptidase activity; zinc ion binding. Gene Ontology annotation, biological process: collagen catabolic process; proteolysis; extracellular matrix organization.
UUUUAACAUUAGAGUCCAUUUCAGACUAUUAUAUUUCCUAAGACUUCUUACGUCUGUUUUUUCAGGCAUGGAGGUAGGAGCUUCCUCUCAGAACACCUGCUUGUUGCCCUAACUAGUUAUGAGAGGUUCUUGGCCCACCUAUACCUUUUUGAGAGCAGAACUGAGUUCCUUGUUAUUUCUUUAACCAUAUCUCACAGAGUCCUAGGAAGUGGACAGCUGUAGGAAGUGAAAGAAAGAAUUCCGAAAUUGCUCCUCGUUUUAUGGUUCUCUUCUGGACAAUACGUGGUAUUUUCUGGCUGUUAAACCGAAGUUAACCUAAGAGCUGUCAGAAUCUGAGCUUAGAACUUAAUGAGGUUAUUUUGUUAUCUCCUUUAAAUUUCUUUGAAACCAAAGCCCAAGUCUAGGUGUUGCUGCAAUUCACUGGGGACGUGGUCCCAGGAAGCAAGGGUGGGGAGGCAGGCAGCCUGAGGUGGACGAGAAAAGCCAGUGCAAAUACGUGUGAUCAAGUUUCCUACGAUGGGCAUUCUGGGCUCGAUUCCAGCUGAACCCCCUGAGAAGCCAACCCAAUCCCUUUUAACUGUUCACAUCUCGAAGGGCUGGGAGGCAGGCGCACUCCUCCUUCGCUUCCCUCCCGCACAGGCGGCUCCUGGAUGUCAUGUGCCCUGGGAACUAAGCAGAAAGGGUGCCAGAGACAUCUCCUACAUCUGUUGGUGGGAGCUUAAAACGAUGGGAAAUUGGAGAAGUCUUCUCUGGAGAGAUGUAACAGCCCAAGAAGGAAGCUUUAUAGAUUGUGACACUGUAGAAAUCUCCAGGUGGCACAUGUUGCUAACAGCCUACGUGACCUUUCUCCGCCUCCUAAGACCCCACUUGGAUUGGAGGCAGCAACGCAUUCAGCUAAAAGAGCAGAUGCCGUGGUCUUUAUAGCCAGAUGGGGCCAGUGUUUCACAUCUUGCCAAAAUGCAUGAGCAGAUUAUUGCACGGGCUUCUCGGAAGAGACGGGGACCCUCCUUUCUCUGCCGUCCUCCUUCCUGCUCCCUGUAAUGCGGACGCAAUGGUCGGAGCCUACACAACUGCCUGGACCACGGAGCGCUGCACGGAGAGAGAAGUGUCCUGAUGUGGAUGUUGCCUGCGUCCUCGGGGUGGGGACUUGUCAGACAGGUCCUGCCCUUCCCAACCCGGACUUCUGCUGUGUGAACGAGAAAUAACUUUUAUUUUAUGAAUCAUCUGUCACCUUGAGUUCUCGUAUGUUCAACCAAAUCUUAUCCCAACUAAUGCAUCACACGAAGUGUCUGGAGCACACCCCACCUCCCCGCAGGGAGGGUCAUCGGUUCACAAGUCCUGGCCGUGCUCCCAGAGCCUCCCGGCAGCUCUCUGCUCUCUCAUUCUUGAAUAGAUGGCACAGCACAAAGGAUCCAAACAUGGGAGAACAUUUUCCAGUGUUAAACACAGACACCCAGAAAGAAACUUUGAAGAAACAGAGACAAUUCUGGGAGUAAAAGAAGAUGUCAAGAUAAACUUAAAAAUACUAUAAGUUCUCAAAAGAUAAGCCAUAUUUCACAUCCAAACACCCCUUAAAAAUGUGAGAAAAAGAAAAAGUAAAAUAUUCAGAGAACAUUGGAAACUAAAAAUAUAGCUGAAAUAAGAAACAUAAUUGUUGGGCUGGGAAAUAAUGUUGACAGAAAACGGUAGUAGAUAUAUUAGGAGCAAAGAGAUUCAAUCCAAGAGUUCCGAUAGAUAUAUGGAUUCCAGAACGAGGAAGGAAAAUCGGGUUGGAAGAAAUUAUCAAAUAACAUAGGAAAGUGCCCUUGAGGUUUUCAUAAUGACAGAACUGCUUACGCCCAGCCAUGUUAACGCAAAAAAGAAAAGAGAAAAAAAGAAAAAAGGAAAACCACAUCAAAAGACAUCAUUAUGAAAUUUUAGGAUAUCUGCAUAAAGAGAAUAUUUCCAACAUUUUUCAGAAGCAAAAAUAUCAAGAAUCAGAACAAAAGACUCCCCGGCAACAAUAGCACAUUCUAGAAAACAAGGGAAGACUACCUUCCACGUUCUAAAGAAAAUUUAUUUCAGCCUCAAAUUCUACGGACACACCCUCGAUCAAGUGUCAGGAUGGAAUGAGGGACCUUCUGAGGCAUGAAAAGAUUCCAAACAUUCAUUUUCCUUGCACUCUUUCUUAGACCAACCACCCCCAUCUCGCUUGGCUGUCUACACGUGUAUUUGCUCCCAUCGGCCAGAUUUCCUGCGCUUCAUUUCUGCUGUGCUACCUGCUUCCUAUGGCCUCCCUCCACACAUCCUCUCUGGGGUUCAAAUCCUACCCAUUCUUCAAGACGCAGCGGAAGCCCCACCUGCCUGUUGCGGCCAGGACCUCCAUUAACAGCGACCCACUCCCCCUACCCUUCUCAAGCUCUGGAAUCUUCCCUGUACAUUUUGCCCCUUGCCUGUGUCUGGCAUUCACGUCUGUGUAUGUCUGAAUUCUCCAACGAGAUUGGAACAGUAUCUUCUUCAUGCUUCCAUUUAUGGUGACGGGCAAAUACAGGUGCCCAACGAACAUGUGAAGUUUGUCCUAGUUAAUUAGGGUAUUCUGAUUCCUGAGUCCCGUGUCCUUUCACAACCCCUUUCUAUCCAAGAUAUUUGGGAAGUUCGUUCAAAAGAAAAUUAUAAGCUCUCAAGAAUUUCAAACAUAGGAAAACCUCCCAACUUCACAAGGACAAAAGUAACUUGGAGGCCGACUUGGUGUUCUAUUCCAUUCAGUAACGAGCAAUGAUUGCAAUGAUUGUGUUUACUAAAAAAAAACAAAAAAAAAACCAAAAAACUGCAGAUCAUGAUUGCAAAACCAAGUCAACCUAAGGGGAAAAAAAAAGCAUAUCAUGACACACUUCAUGGCAAGUGGUCCUUGCCUGUUACGAAUUAAAUAACGAUACAAGCCAAUUCAUGCCACGUCUCACUGUUGUUUUCUAAAUUCUGUGGCAACAGAGACAGGCUUCAACUGAAAAGAGAGAGGAAUGAAGAGCCUUCUGCUUCUGUUUUUGCUCUGUGUAACGUUUUGCUCCGCGUUUCCUACAGCCCGAAAGAUGGACCCUGAGGAGACCAUGCACCUGGCACAGGCGUAUCUCAACCAGUUCUACUCUCUUGAAAUAGAAGGGAGUCAUCUUGUUCAAAGCAAGAACAGGACUCUCAUAGAUGGCAAAAUUCGGGAAAUGCAAGCAUUUUUUGGAUUGGCGGUGACUGGACAGCUGGACUCAAACACUCUUGCAAUCAUGACGACACCCAGGUGUGGCGUGCCUGAUGUGGGUCAGUAUGGCUACACUCUCCCGGGGUGGAGGAGACACAACCUCACAUACAGAAUCGUAAACUACACUCCAGAUAUGUCACGAGCAGACGUGGACGAGGCUAUCAGGAAUGGCCUAGAAGUGUGGAGCAGGGUUACUCCACUAACAUUCACCAAGACUUCCAGGGGGAUCGCAGACAUCAUGAUUGCCUUUAGGACCCGAGUCCACGGUCGGUGUCCUCGUUACUUCGACGGCCCCUUGGGGGUCCUCGGCCACGCCUUCCCUCCCGGGCUGGGUCUGGGUGGAGACACUCACUUUGAUGAGGAUGAAAACUGGACCAAGGAUGGAGCAGGAUUCAACUUAUUUCUUGUGGCGGCUCAUGAAUUUGGCCACGCACUGGGGCUCUCGCACUCCAAUGAUCAGACAGCUUUGAUGUUCCCAAAUUAUGUCUCCCUGGAUCCUAACAAAUACCCGCUUUCUCAGGAUGAUAUCAACGGAAUCCAAUCCAUCUAUGGGAGUCUACCCAAGGCAUCUGCUAAGCCAAAGGGACCCACUGUCCCCCAUGCCUGUGACCCUGAUUUGACUUUUGAUGCUGUCACCACUUUGCGCAGAGAAGUAAUGUUCUUUAAAGGCAGGCACGUAUGGAGGAUCUAUUAUGACAUCACUGACGUUGAAUUUGAACUAAUCUCUUCGUUCUGGCCAUUGCUGCCAACGGAUAUUCAAGCUGCAUAUGAGAACCCCAAAGAUAAGAUUCUAGUUUUUAAAGAUGACAACUUCUGGAUGAUCAGAGGAUAUGCAGUCUUGCCAGAUUAUCCCAAAUCGAUCCAUACACUUGGCUUCCCAAGACAUGUGAAGAAAAUCGAUGCGGCUGUCUGUGACCACAGCCUAAGAAAAACCUACUUCUUUGUGGGCAUCUGGUGCUGGAGGUUUGAUGAAGCGACCCAAACCAUGGACAAAGGGUACCCACGGAGGGUGGUGAAGUACUUCCCAGGAAUUGGUCUCCGAGUUGACGCCGCCUUCCAGUAUAAAGGAUUCUUCUAUUUCUUCCGUGGAUCAAAGCAGUUUGAAUAUGACCCUAAGGCAAAGAACAUUACCAGAAUGAUGAAAACCAAUACUUGGUUUCAGUGCAAAGAACCAUUAAACUCAUCAUCUGAUUUUAGUGUCAGUGAGGAAGAAGUACACUCCGGAGGAGUAGAGAUGUUUUAUCGUACGAAUGUAAACUUGCUUAUUUUCAGUAUUGUUCAUGUGCUAAAAAUAUAUAUAUAGUUGUCAAUAAAUUCAUAGACCUAAAAUAAACCUCAAGAGGUCUUUUCGUCUGAACUCUGCUUCACAGUGGAAUAGAACUGUUGUUGAAUGUAAGCUGCCCAACCUGGUUCUAAAUAUCUAUUGCAUAAAGACUCAACACAUACUUUGAGCUGCCUGACUCUUUUUACAGGAAGUUAUGAUGUAUAAGCAAAACUCGCACUGUAUCGUAAGCCUACUUUGUGUUUGUGGACUUGGAUAAGUAAGCCAUGUGUCUUAUAAUAACUAAAUACUACAGACAUUUAUUAAACCAAUCUUUAGCAUCCUA